AUGUGCAACCACAAAGGGGGGGGAGAAGACAUUCUUCACAAUAUCAGAAUUUACAUCAAUAUACUCAACAAUGCUCUUACUCAAAAAAUCCGCAACAGCUUCAAUAAUUGCGUCAUUGUGGAAUAUCAUGGCAUGUUGAACAAUGAUGUGGCAGGUGUGCACAGGAGUUCCAAAGUCGAUGAAUUUCAGAGCAUCACAUUUCAGUUGGUCAAUUUCAAAGUACUCCCCACGAUGAUACAGAGGUGCAGCUGUGUGUACACUGAUAUUGAGCUUCUUGCUGUGGUCGUACAAGUAGUCAAGCAUGUCAGGAAAUGCCUUGGCAGCCAUCAGGUGCAGUUCAAUACGGCUUGUCGAUUGUUGUCCUUCUGGAAAUUUGUCACCAUUUUGGAAGAGUCCAUCAAAAUAGUCACUCUUUUGUGUGCCACGGGCAAGGUAACCUUUGUGGACAUGAUAUUGGUCCACCUUUUGGUCACUGCCAUCCUUCUCCUCUUCAUUGGAUACAACUAUUUCAAUCUUCCAGUCACUGUAGGUCUUGUCUGGAUCAUCACGCCACUUCAGCUCUGCAUUUCCAUCCUUGGCUGGAGGGCAUUCACCUUUUCAUGCUGCUUUGGUUUUUCUGCGAUAAAUGUCCCCGCUCUGUCGUUUUGCUGCGAGGCGUUGUUGCCGUAG
Messenger RNA from Seminavis robusta, 669 nucleotides. The record is from the annotation of a GenBank genome assembly. Lineage: Eukaryota; Bacillariophyta; Bacillariophyceae; Naviculales; Naviculaceae.